Molecule: messenger RNA, 3910 nt
Organism: Venturia canescens
Lineage: Eukaryota; Metazoa; Arthropoda; Insecta; Hymenoptera; Ichneumonidae
Gene: Ccdc85
Product: coiled-coil domain-containing protein 85
Exons: 4
Coding region: 1914-3242 (442 amino acids)
Source: RefSeq, a predicted model, not a curated record
CUACGGUGUGGCCUCGCGGGCUCGCGGUAUUUCAUUUUUGUGUUCGAAGUCGAGAGUGCCGAGCUGAGUGCUGCGAAGAUAAUGUUUGUUUUUUCGCCCGUGCAGUUCGAAGUGUCAUUGUAAAUGGAAUAAAUGCGAAAAAGAGCGGAAGAAUUGUGAAGCUAAAGCAGGUUAUGUAAAAAUAAAAUCGGAAGGAGACAAACGCUCUGGAGUUUUGUGUAACGGAAUCAAAAUUUCAAAUUCAACCUCGACCAUUUUUGAGUGCAGGAGCAAGGGGAGGGGAAAAAAUAGUUUUUAUUUGGGGGGCCUGUCGCCAUAUUGUCAGAGUGAUUUUAACGCGACUCUCUUCCGUGUUCUGUACACUGUGACGUUGCAGGUGCCGGUUUUCAUCAAAGAGUUGUACGCGCGUAUAAAUUUAUACACGUAAACACGUAACACACGCAUGCGAAAUAUUCAAAUGUCGCGUCGUCGCGAACGUGACUAACUUCUUUGGUUGCUGCGCGACGUCAACGUAUAUAUUCAUUAGGAGCUACAAUAAUACAUCAAAGCCGGUGCAACGAAAAGUAAACAUAAUUGAGCAACACACACGGUUGGAACGAACAGUAAAUGUUUGUUCAAAUUUCCUCGUUAUUUUAACACUGAAUACGGAAUUCGGAACAUUUGUGUACGGGACGCCAUAAAAUUUCGUGAAUCACAACAAGUGCACUACGACGCCCCCCUCUCCCUCGCGACGUCGUAAGUCGAGAAAAAUAUUCACCGGCAAAGUAGAGCCAUAAUUGGAUCACGCAAUCCCGUGUCGUUUCCACAAUGAACUCGAAAAACUAAAAGGGGAUUUUCCCCUUCCGCUGCUGCUUCGCCUCCUCAGGAAGUGAAAAAUCUUUUUUUCUCACGAGGGCAAUGCCACCUUACGAGAUCUUGAAAAUGGAAGGAAGAAGGAAAAAACAUGAUGGUGGAUCUCAUGAUAUACAGGAGAAAAUUGUUGUCCUUGAGUGGUCGUUACAGUGAUUGUGAGAGAAACGGGAAAAAGAAAAUUUCAAAUGCACGCAGACGACGUUACGGGUCACCUUUCACUCGGCCACGAGUCGCAGUAUCGCCUUGAUCGGUUCUUUUACGCUUAGCGUAGUAAAACCUGUCAUUUUUCUCCCCACACCAUACGUGGGUCAAUAGUUUUGAUAAAAUACUGGUUUUACAGAAACGUGUGUGCGGGUGACUAAACUGGCGCAAAAAAUCCGCAAUCAUUUUUUUAAAUUGACGUUCGUUGUAAAUACUAAAUCUACAGCACACCUGCAACUCGAAGAAUCGCGAGAAAAAAAUGAUUGUGAGAAAAUGCAAUCAAAAGGAAUUUAACGCGCUAUAGUGAAUGUGCUUUGUAAUGAAAAUAAAUCAGCGCAAAAGAUCGUACCAUAUCGAAGCGAAUUGUCGUUCGCACACUGUAGUGCGUUGACCGCCAGAGGGAAUUCGUGCGCAUUCGAGGAGCGGGGGGGGAGAAAAAAGGGUCCGGCCCCCACCACUCGUUCAGCACGUUUGCGCGCUAACUGUACUCAACGAUAUAUCUAUAUUUAUAAAUAAAUACAUAAAAAUACGUGAAUAUAUAUGUACAGACAUAUUUAUAUUCUACGAUCGUGUAUACGAAAGAAAUACGCGAAAGGUGCACGAUGUAGCGUGUGUGCAGAGGAGAGUAUAAAAGAUAAGUUCGAACUCAGGCUGACCUGACCCACAUUAAAAAUUUGGUCUCCGCGAUCGAGGACACCGUGCCAAGUAUUAUUACGCCAAGCAGGAAACAGGAAGGGGGCGUGUUUUUGGUAGCGAAUAAAAUCGGUCGCGAAAAGACGAGGCGCGAACGCGGAAGCAGGCGCGACGGUGAAUUUUGUUGAAAUGGGACGCGGUCAGGCCCGCAGUUGAAAUAAGCCGCCAUGUCAAAUAAAAAUAAGGUCCAGCAGCCGCAGCAGCCUCAGCAGCAGCAGCAACAACAACAACAGCAACAAGCUCAGGGACAUCAUCAACAUAUAAGCUCGAGUCACGUGAUCGGCAAACCGGGAGAGCAACAAGUGCCGCCGCAGUAUCAACCCCCGCCCCAACCAACAGUUGGCAUUCUCAAAAAUCAUCCCCAUUUCGGCGCCGUGAACGGCCUCCCAACGAGCCUCACCCCAACUGCCGUUGGCUUAGCUCCGAACACAUUGAAUCAUCAACAACAACAACACAGCCAAGUACUCAGAACAGCAGCCGCUGCUGCUGCCGCCGCAGCUGCGGCCGCGAUCGCCGCUAAAGAUGCCCACGGAAAAUAUUCCGGUAAUUUAGAUAAUCAACAAAACAACGGCACCAAUAACAAUUCCAAAAGCUCCAGCCACCCUUACAUCCCCCCGAAAAUUAACAGCGGACAAUAUCUUCCUCCCAACAGCCAAUAUCCCACUGCCAUUCCUAUCACUGUUCCACGACAACGCAUCACCGACGACGAACUCUUGCGUCUCGGACCCGUGGAAAUGCUCAAAUUCGUCAGAAAAACCGAGAGUGAUAUUGCCAGGGUUGCCGCUGAACAAAAUCGUCAAAUACAGAGCCUGCUCAGCGAACUAAGAUCGUUGAAAGAAGCGAAUCAACGGCUGAGCGACGACAACCAAGAGCUGCGGGAUUUGUGUUGCUUUUUGGACGACGACCGUCAAAAAGGCAGGAAACUGGCGAGAGAGUGGCAAAGAUUCGGGCGUUAUACGGCGAGUGUAAUGCGUCAAGAAGUUUCUGCUUAUCAAAACAAAUUGAGACAGUUGGAUAACAAACAACAAGAAUUAAUAAAAGAUAAUUUAGAACUGAAAGAAUUGUGCCUGUAUCUCGACGAGGAGCGCGGCGGGGGACAGCGGGACGACGGCGAUGGCUCGAGCUCGAGCACCAAUGCCGAAGAAUCUGCACCCUCCAGAUCUGCCAGACACACUUCCAUGUUUAACGAUCAAACGAUGCAAUACGUGAGGAGUUUGGAGCAAAGGGUAAAACAGCUGGAGGAAGAUAAAAGUGCGUUGCAGGCUCGCGCCCAGACUUGGGAGUCACAGCCCGGCGAAGUUUGGGAAAAUCCGGGAAGUCCGACCGACACUAAUUUGGGUGGUCGUCCGGAGGCUGUAGUAAGGGCUCUUCAAGUUCUCGAAGUAAGGGAACAGCUCGAGAGGGAAGCAGGUCACGAUGGGGAAAAAGCACUCGUUCGUGAAAUGUGUAACGUUGUCUGGCGAAAACUCGAGGAGGGACCUCAAACCAGGCGUUGAAAAAUUCACGGCGAAGCUCAACUCUGUUUUUUGGGAAAUCAGGAAACAAAAAUCUGCGGCUUUGUGACAUUAAAAGGAUUCUCAAUCUCAUCAAAAAUCUUGAGCGUAUGCAGCGGAAAUUUUGAUCAGACGUUUCCCUGGCAAUUCAUGGGAAUCGAGCUUAUUUUUAUUUUCGAAAAUUUUUUCGUCUGAACUUGUACAAAAACAUAUUCUUGCCAUGAAAAAAUGCUUCGAAAACUUUCAAUUUUCAUUGACUGGAAUUUGAGGAAAAUCCUAAUUUCCUUUUCUCUGUAUACGCCACAUUUUUUUCACUGAAAAUUGGGUUUUUAUAUUGGCACGUGUUUUACACGUUGUUUUCAUCCCAUUGCCUUGUAGUAUUAUUUUUCUGUAUACAUAUCCAGGUUUAGUGCAUUGUAAAAAUGUUACAAAUUUCUUAGAUUAUUUGUUCAGAGAUAACUUUAGUGUUUUUCAUUCAUAUUUAUAUCAAUGAAUCUCUUUAUAUUUGUAUAUAAUAUACAGCAUAAAUGAAUCAAUUAUUUUAUUAGUUUUUAGGCAUCGAAUUAUUUUCUGUAGUCGGGCGAUAGAAAUCUAUUUAUACAGACUAUUUGUAGCGCCAUCUUGCCUUCCAUAGCACAUUGUUAAUAAAUUUUUAUUUUCAUUAAAGUUUA